GUUUUUUGCGCUUCUAUUUUUUUCCCAUUUUCUCUUACAAUAUAAUCACAUUCAGACAAAAAUCCUCACAGCUGCCUUCCGAGACCACACCAGGCAGCGAAGUAAAAAGCUAAAAUUUCCAAGACUGUACGCAGCCUCACCAUCUCACCCUCAAUCAAACAUCUACUCUCUGUGAACUCUGAAUCCCUUCUACCAUCUCCACUCCACAACCACCGUUGCCACCGUCACCGUCACCGUCACCGCUACCCAAAACCCCCACCACCUUUCCAAUAGAUUCUAAAAUACUUUCAACCUUUGGCCUGUAGAAUCAGCCUUUUUUUUUUGUUAAAGCUUUUGAAUAACUUUUCGUCUUUUCCUAUACUAAAGGAGAAAAAAAAUCUUAACUUUUCCGUUUCCAAAAUUCAUCACCAACGGCCGAACAAGGCUGCUGUUAAUAUCUUCAAGUUUUGGAAAAUAUAAAGUCUUCAUUUUUCUUAAAAGAUCCUGCAAAAAGUUUGUAUCUUUAAGCUUCUAGUGCCAAGUUGUAUCCAAUCAUAUGGAACCACCAGAGAAUAGUAACGCUUGCGGUGGUGAGGUGGCUGUUGAGGAUGCUCAGAAGAUAAUUCUCCGGUGGGAUUCUACAGCGUCAGAGGAAGCCAGGGAGAGGAUGAUCUUCGAAGGCGACCGUGAAGAGGUUGAUCGUUACUUGAAGGCUGUUGACGAUAUUCAAAAAUCCAUGUCGUCCACAUCCAUCUCCGAUGAUCAAGACAAGGUCAACAGCAACACCAUCCAGAUCGCUAUGGCCAGACUUGAAGACGAGUUCCGCAACAUACUUCUCAGCCACACAACUCCCGUUGAGUUGGACUCACUCGCCGCCGCUGAUCCCAGCUCUUCAGUCCACUCCUCCGCCGCAGUUGAGUAUGAAGAAGACGAUCAUGUGGGUGAUGACGAAAUCCAAGAUCAAAUCCAACGAGUAGAUUCAUCUGCGAGUAACAGCACCACGAGCUAUCGAUCCACUAGCAGUAUUCGCGAGAUCGAUCUGAUUCCACAGGAAGCAGUCGGCGACCUCCAGUCCAUUGCCAAGCGGAUGAUCUCUGCUGGGUACUUGCGGGAGUGUAUCCAGGUGUGUGGGAGUGUACGGAAAUCUGUUGUAGACGCCAACUUCAGGAGACUCGGGAUUGAGAAGCUGAGUAUUGGGGAUAUACAGAGACUCGAGUGGGAUGCAUUAGAGACUAAAAUCAGACGUUGGAUUAGAGCAGCUAAGGUUUGUAUAAGGAUUUUAUUCGCGAGCGAGAAGAGGCUCUGCGAACAGAUUUUUGAUGGGAUUGGUACCGCUGUGGAUGAUGCUUGUUUCAUGGAGACAAUCAAGGGUCCAGCAAUUCAGCUCUUCAAUUUUGCAGAAGCUAUAAGUAUAAGCAGGAGAUCUCCGGAGAAAAUGUUCAAGAUUUUGGACUUACAUGAUGCUUUAAUGGACUUGAUGCCUGACAUUGAGGUGGUUUUCGAAUCAAAGUCUGCUGAUUCAAUUCGAGUCCAGGCUGCGGAGAUUUUGUCAAGAUUGGCGGAGGCUGCAAGAGGGAUUUUAUCAGAGUUUGAGAAUGCUGUUUUGCGAGAACCUUCUUUGGUUCCAGUGCCUGGAGGGACAAUUCAUCCCUUAACAAGGUAUGUCAUGAAUUACAUCAGUUUGAUUUCAGAUUAUAAACAGACCUUGAUCGAGCUUAUUUUGUCAAAACCAUCAACGGGGUCAAGAUACUCCGGUGAUUCAACCACCCCAGAUAUGGAAUUUGCUGAGCUAGAGGGGAAAACCCCAUUAGCCCUUCAUAUGAUUUGGAUUAUUGUGAUUUUGCAAUUCAAUUUGGAUGGCAAGUCCAAGCAUUACAAAGAUGUAUCAUUAGCCCAUUUGUUUAUGAUGAACAACGUUCACUAUAUUGUUCAGAAGGUUAAAGGGUCACCUGAAUUGAGAGAAAUGAUCGGAGACGAUUACUUGAGGAAACUAACAGGGAAACUCAGGCAGGCAGCCACUAGUUACCAGAGAGCUACAUGGGUGAGGGUGUUAUAUUGCUUGAGAGAUGAGGGCUUACAUGUGAGUGGUGGUUUCUCUUCUGGGGUUUCAAGGAGUGCUUUGAGGGAGAGAUUUAAGACAUUCAAUGCUAUGUUUGAAGAGGUCCACAGAACUCAAGCAACAUGGCUGGUACCAGAUAAUCAACUCAGAGAGGAGCUUAGAAUAUCUAUAUCAGAGAAGUUAAUCCCAGCUUACAGGUCAUUUCUUGGGAGAUUCAGGAGUCAUAUAGAGAGUGGAAAGCACCCAGAGAACUAUAUGAAGUAUUCAGUAGAGGAUUUGGAGAGUGCUGUGUUGGAUUUCUUUGAAGGGUACACUGUAUCUCAGCACUUAAAGAGGAGGUCCCAGUGAAUGAGUUUUGGCAGUUUAUGAAGAACUAGGACACAUUCUUUGAAUUUUUUUGUGGGGCAUUUGGGUGGAUGGUGGUGCUGGUCACUUGGGAGCUGCCCUAUGCUCUCCAAUUAUUUUCAAGCAUCACUGGUUAAUCUCCUGCAGAUGGGAAGAUCAGGUCAGGUGUAGCUCUCCAGAAUAGCCAGGUCUUAGAACCUGAAUGUUUCUGCACUGUAAGCAUGUUGUUUGCCCUGUAACCACAUUCUAGGUUUUCGUUCAAUUUGUUUAUAAAUGAAUUGUUUCAUGUGUGAUUUCCUUAA
Molecule: messenger RNA, 2685 nt
Organism: Manihot esculenta (cassava)
Lineage: Eukaryota; Viridiplantae; Streptophyta; Magnoliopsida; Malpighiales; Euphorbiaceae
Product: exocyst complex component EXO70A1
Exons: 1
Coding region: 536-2386 (616 amino acids)
Biological process (GO): exocytosis
Cellular component (GO): exocyst
Molecular function (GO): phosphatidylinositol-4,5-bisphosphate binding
Source: RefSeq, a predicted model, not a curated record